AUGCAUUCUCUCAUUGGUGGUAUCACACGAGCGGACUAUAGAAGAGGGUUCGAAACCCAUCAUCUAGGUACCCACGAGACGCAGGAGGAGGAGAAAGGAGAGGAGAAAGGAGAGGAGAAGGGAGAGAAGGAGAAGAAACAGAAACGCCACACUACAGCCACAAAGAGCCACCUUCACCAGAGCCUCAAGAACCAACUUCACCAGAGCCCAAAGAACCUCCUUGGGAAAAGCAAGUACGAUAUCAUCUCUUUAGGCCGCUUCGGUCCAAGCGGUGUCGAGCCACAACCACAUUGCAGCCACCAAGAACCACCUUCACCAAAGCCCCCAGAGCCCCAAGAACCUCCUAGGGAAACGCUAGGACGAUAUCAUCUCUUUAGGUCCGUCAGUCCAAGAGAUGUCGAACCACAGCCACACGGCAGCCAAAUAGAACCACCUUCACAAGAGCCCCAAGAACCUCCUUUGGCAACGCAAGGACUAUAUUAUCUCCUUAGGGCCGUCAGUCAAAGCUAUGUCGAACCACAGCUACACUGCAGCCACCAAGAACCACCUUCACCUGUUGAGUCUCUCCAGCUCCAGCAAGGCGAGUUGCUGAGGUCAUACGCAUUCUCUCGUUGGUGGCAUUUCAAGCGAGUGGACUAUCAGAAAGAGCGUUCCAGACCCAUCAUCUAG
Macrobrachium nipponense is the source of this 669-nucleotide messenger RNA. RefSeq lists its product as uncharacterized. NCBI's taxonomy places the organism in Eukaryota, Metazoa, Arthropoda, Malacostraca, Decapoda, Palaemonidae. The transcript has 2 exons. Bases 1 to 669 code for a protein of 222 amino acids. The record is from RefSeq and is a predicted model, not a curated record.